GAGUUAUAAUAAGAAGGCGAAUCACGGAACCCACGUGUGGUGCUAGGUUGCAUCAUGAAAGCGCAUUCGUAAUCCAGCGAUCCGUGGGAUUGGGCAAAGGGAGUGGAGGUUGGGUUAGGAAAAAAACACGAUUGGUAGAGUUGAGAGUAAAACUUGUUGGCUCAGAUAUUUGUGCAGCCACGUCCUCUCUUGCUAACCUCCCCACUCAACGCGGAGCUGUCCAUUGGCACUUGUGCUGAAACGCGUCUAUUCUCAAUCGCUCACUGCACGACGGAGUGUCGAGAGUAAAACAUUUGGAUGACUGUAUUGGCUUUUUCCAUAUAUUUUUGAGACACUUUGGUAGAUAUCCAUUGAUUUACUCAGCUUUCAUCAAGAGCGCAUCAAAGGUCCACGUUCUGACUCGGUCGGUUAACGGACUCUAAAGAGGCAGAAAGAUGGCUUUUAUGGUGAAACAAAUGGUGGGAGGGCAUGUGAAGAACCUGACCGGGGGUUUGACUGAGGAAAAGCCCGAAGGAGAGAAAUCGGAAGCCGCAGCGGCAGGAAUGACCCAGGAGGAAUUUGAACAAUAUCAACAACAGUUAGAGGAGGAAAAGCAGGAACGAGAUGCUAGUUUUGCCCAGAAGAAAGCUGAGCGGGCAACAGUUAGAAGUCACUUCCGGGACAAAUACAGACUGCCAAAGAAUGAGCUGGAUGACACUCAGAUCCAGCAGGCGGGGGAUGACGUGGAGCUGCCCACAGAGCUAGCCAAGAUGAUCGCUGACGACAACAAGGAGGAGGAAUCCAAAACGUCUGUCCUGGGCCAUCUGACCAACAUCCAGAAUGUGGACAUGGACCAGCUGAAGGACAAGGCCCAGGCCACACUGGAAGACCUCAAACAGUCCGCUGAGAAGUGCAAUCUCAUGUGAUCUGGCUGGCUGACUGAAUUCCUGCUCUCUCUCCCUCCCUCCCUUACUCUCUUUAUCUGUACAACAAAGGAUCUAUGUAAGAUAUCAUGUGAUCUAUGAUCAUGUACAAACGUUGAUAGUCAUGUUGCUUUGAAUACACACACACAUACAGUCAGCACUGCCUCACACACACAAACAUACUGCAGCAGCUUCUGGCCAAGGAAUCAGAGUAAACACUGUCUAAGCUGUGGGGGAAUCAGAGUAAACACUGUCUAAGCUGUGGGGGAAUCAGAGUAAACACUGUCUAAGCUGUGGUGGAAUCAGAGUAAACACUGUCUAAGCUGUGGGGGAAUCAGAGUAAACACUGUCUAAGCUGUGGGGGAAUCAGAGUAAACACUGUCUAAGCUGUGGGGGAAACAGAG
This is a messenger RNA of Oncorhynchus tshawytscha (Chinook salmon), 1306 nucleotides long. Its product is annotated as complexin-3-like. The record is from RefSeq and is a predicted model, not a curated record. Gene Ontology annotation, cellular component: terminal bouton; SNARE complex. Gene Ontology annotation, biological process: synaptic vesicle exocytosis; regulation of neurotransmitter secretion; neurotransmitter transport. Gene Ontology annotation, molecular function: syntaxin binding. The transcript has 3 exons. Bases 435 to 905 code for a protein of 156 amino acids. Lineage: Eukaryota; Metazoa; Chordata; Actinopteri; Salmoniformes; Salmonidae.